AUGCAGUGCGCCGGGGAGCUGCCGCCACCGCCGCUGCCCCACCGGCCCGAGGCGCCCAGCGCGCCGGUCGAUGAGUUCAGCGACGAGGACCUCGAGUCCGAUGACGCCAAGACCCACACCGAGGCCUCCCUCAGCGACGAAGUCGUCUGUCCCACCUGCGGGUACUGCAAUGAUGCGGUGACGAACUACUGCGUGGAGUGCGGGCGGCCAUUGGGAGCCACCCGCAGCCGGGCGAGCAGCGUGAGCGGCUCGCCGACCGCCUCGCGAGCCGAACCGCCGUCAAUGGCCACCAAGACCAUCAAGGCCACCACCUCCCCCGCGACCACCACCACUUCGGCCGCGGGCGCCCGCGGCGGCGCUGCGACGGAGGAGACCAAGUUGCCGCCCCUGGCCUCGCGGGCUCGCUUCCUGAAGUGGAUCGUCAUCGCCACGCUAGUGCUCAACGUCGCCCUCUUCCUCGGUAUUCCCUCCCCGCGUCCUGUGUGGCUGUUCACCACGGACCACGGGCUGCCCUGGUUCAUCUAUCCACUCGCCGUUUCCGUCAUCCUCUGCGGCUCUCUCUAUCUGGCGUCGCACAACGUGGAGAAGCCCUGGCUCCAGCUCCACUUACUCGUUUCGGCCACCAUCAACUUCACCAUCAUCUUCACGUAUGUGUUCAAGUUCGACCGGCAGCCCUACUUUGCCUACGUGCUGCUGCCCUCGGCGGGCCUGCUGUGCCUCCACCUCCUGCUCACCGACCACUGGGGCGUCAUGCCGCGGCCCCACAAGUACUUCUACGUGCACCUCGUCUCCAUCUACGUGCCGCUCAACCUGGUCCUCUUCACCGCGUUCCUCACCACCACGCCCGGCGAGGCCUGGUUCGUCUUCCCGCUGCUCCUCACCUCCGUACCGCUCAUGGCCCACUACAUCAUCGCCUUCCACCCGGACGACCCGCACAAGUGGUUCUACGUCGACCUCGCCACCGUCAGCACUCUGGCCGGCCUCUUCUUCCUCCUCUGGGCGGUGACGCCGACGGACCACCCGUGGUUCGUGUACUUGUGGGUGGCGGGCGGGGUGGUGAUCGCGGGCCACUACGUGUUCGAGUACCAGCCGAAGGUCCUGCAGCGGGGCGCGGCGGGCGGGCUGGGCCUGCUCCAGGGCGCCUGGGCCAAGGCCCACGAGCUCCGCAUGCCGUCGUGGCGCAAGGAAGCCGACAAGGCUCCGCCUGUGGUCACGCCCGAGGUGGGGUCGUCACAGCCCACGCCCGGCUCUCAGGUGUAA
Molecule: messenger RNA, 1260 nt
Organism: Acanthamoeba castellanii str. Neff
Lineage: Eukaryota; Discosea; Longamoebia; Acanthamoebidae
Exons: 7
Coding region: 1-1260 (419 amino acids)
Source: RefSeq, a predicted model, not a curated record